GUGAAACAGUUGUAUAGAGUGCAAUAUUAUUAAGAUUAGGAGAACUUUCACCAUCAGGUCUUUGCUCCAGUUUGUAGGUGACCACGUGACUCCGCCCUCCCUGUAUUUAACGGCACGGGGUGCGCGCGCGGCGAGGAUUCGAGUCGGUGCGCGAGCGCGGAACGGAGCAUCCACGUGACACCGAGGAGGUGAGCGCGCGCUCCGUCCGGUCGCUGGAGCAUGACGACGCCGCCUUUGAUGCGCGCGCGCUCCGCCACACUACUACUACUACUACUACUACUAAUACUGCUAAUAACAGUGCACGUGUUGGCGGCUGCACCGGCGCGCGCAUCAUCACGCAACAGGUUGAGUUUUCCAAGAAAGUUCUGGAACUUUGAGGCGGGAAGUGAUAUCGCCAUGGAAACCACUAUCAAGCCCCUGACUGGUGUAAAGGAUGUGGUGCGAGAGCGCCAUUUGGUCUGGAGAGAUCUCGAGCAUAAAGAUCCCCUGCUGAGUAAUUCUCACACACCUCUCGGUCAAAUCCUCAUCCCUGAGAGACGGAAACGGGGGCGUCGCCAGGCGCUCUUCGGCUCGCGGGGUCAUGUGCACGGUCAGCUGAUGCGGGUGGGCUGCGUGUUAGGAACCUGCCAGGUCCAGACCCUGAGUUAUCGUCUCUACCAGCUGAUCAGCCAGAGGAAAAAAGAACAUUCUUCUCCAGUCAAUCCCAGAAGUCCUCACAGUUACGGAUGAAACUCAACAGGAUGCUUUAUCUGACUCCGCCCAGUAACAAAUAGCGCUUUUCCAUUGGACAGUGUCAGUAUGUCAAUAUCCUGAUGAACUAACUGUCUCUCUCUCUACAAUGACAAGAAAGUAGGAGGAGUUUCCUGGUGGUUAAAGAGAUGAUUUAUGAUGGUGGGCAUGACUGGUCAAAUUCUGAUUUUCUUUGAUAUGAAAUUUAGAAAAAAUACAAUAUUUCUAUAUUUUUAUUUGUCUCUCUCUCAUAGGGUGAACUAAUAAAUAUGGUGAGUUUGUUACAAAAUGAAACCGGGGGUGCCAAUACUUUAAUGUUACCGAAAGCUUUGCAUGCCCUGAAGCAGUAAAUCAGCCCGAUACCAUGAUGCUGCUACCACCACCACCACCACCACGCUUCAUCUGUGAGAAUGAGGUUUUUGUGGGGAUAACUGAAUGCCUCCAUGAAGGAAACCACUCCCUUGGAGUCGAAUAAUGCAUCAUAGACCAACACACACCCCCUGGCCUCGUCUGUGAAGCGUGGGGUUCGGAGCGUCACAGUUUAGAGCUGAAAUGAUUUUUUUAUUUGAGCAUCUCUCUCACAGUGUGAACCACUAGACAUGUUUGGUGAGUUUGUUAUAGCGGCGAAUUAACGGAAAUAAGACCAAGGGUGCCAAUAUUUUAAUAUUAAGCAAGUUAACGUUAAAUGUUAAAAUGCAACAUCGACGGCUGAACAUCUACGAUACUCCAACACGGUGACUCGGAAGCCAGACUGGAAUUUGGAAUAACUUAAAGAUGGUGGAACAAAAAAUCAAAAAGAAUCUGAAACAUUAAGGUUUAUGGUAAAAGUGUGGCGUUUAUAUUUGCUGUUAAAGGAAAAGAUUGUAAAAGAUAGAUAAAGUUUGUCACGGUCACCACAAUGUCACACAGAUCACUGUGACGAAUUAUCAGGAAGAUUCCGGCACUGUUACGUUUGACCAAUCAGUGAUCUGCACUGUUUUACAGUUUUAGCUCCGCCCACAUCUGAGAUUGGCUCAUAUGGUAUCAGGGCAAGAAGCGGAACUUACGCUGCGCUCAACUAAAGCUCGUAACUCGUAAUUCCCACCGUCCGACCAGGAAAUGCCGAGGUUCUCAGGCCAAAAACAAACCUUCAGUGUGAGAAAUAUUCUGCCGUUAUUUCCUUUAACAUCCCGUGAGUUUGUCCCGUGUUUCAUUUCCAUCACACUGCUGAAAAUAGGUCAGAAUUCCCAUCAAAAGCACUUUAUACACAACGACGGUCUUCAUUAAUGGGCGGGAAUACGCGUUGGAUAAUUUAUCUCUAAGUUAAAGGAGAGUUCAAAUGUAAAUAUGUCAGUAGUGUCAGUAGUGUCAGUAG
Messenger RNA from Ictalurus punctatus (channel catfish), 2083 nucleotides. It is a transcript of the gene adm2b, whose product is annotated as adrenomedullin 2b. Gene Ontology annotation, cellular component: extracellular region. Gene Ontology annotation, biological process: positive regulation of heart rate; regulation of systemic arterial blood pressure; adenylate cyclase-activating G protein-coupled receptor signaling pathway. Lineage: Eukaryota; Metazoa; Chordata; Actinopteri; Siluriformes; Ictaluridae. Bases 220 to 729 code for a protein of 169 amino acids. The transcript is spliced from 3 exons. The record is from RefSeq and is a predicted model, not a curated record. Gene Ontology annotation, molecular function: hormone activity.